AUGGAUCCGUUAUACAAAUCUUUAAAUUAUUUAAGACUUCGAAAUUACACUAAGUGUUCCGAUGCAUGCAAGAGCAUCCCAACAAAUCAGCAAAAAGAAAAAUGGUAUAUUAUUUGCAAAGCAAGAUCAGAAGAAAGUUGGACAGAUUUUACCGAGCCCGAUGAUGAAACUGUUACUGAUAUGGUUUUUGAUGAAAAUGUCGUCGCAAAUGUCGCUCGUCCAGGGACAUCUUUAAGAACAGGAACAUUACUUUCACGUGGCUCUCGCCCAAUUACUCAAAGUGGUAGACCAGUUAGUGGGUAUGCUCAUACUCGCCCUCAAUCCUCAAGAAAAAUUUCAGGAAAUCCUACAACAUCAGCAACUUCCAGAUUUAGCCGUCUUGCUACAGCUUCACUUGCAUUUUCAGGGGAUGAGCCAGAUGUUACAUCUAUUAAUACAGAAAAAUUUGCAAAAAAUCCAUUUUUAUCGCGAAUCUUAGUUGAUUAUUUACUCCAACGUCUUAGAGAUCCAAUUAGAGCGAUUCAAUUAGCAGCAAGCUGUACAAAGAUUUGCGGAUUUGACGAUUGGUGGUGGAAAAACAGGUUAGGAGUUUCAUAUUAUCUUUUAGGCUUAAAUCCCGAAGCAGAAGCCCAAUUCAGAUCAUCACUUACAAAUUCUAUUGGUAUAGAAUCUCGUCUAGAGCUUGCAAAGAUAUAUACAAGGCUUGAUCAGCCAAUUAAAGCACUUUCUGAAUUAACCGUUGGAUUUGACCAAUUUCCACAAGAAAUCCGAUUCAUUCUUGCUCAAGGAAGGAUAAAAGAUCUUCUCGGUGAAUCUGGUAACGCAAGAGACCUCUGGAGACAAGCAUUACAAAUUGAUCAAUCUUGUGUCGAAGCAGCCGCUUCACUUGGUGCAGCAACAUUUUACGAGGACCAACCUGAAACAUCAGCAAAGUUUUUUGCUUAUCUAAGAAAGCUCGGAAUCGUUAAUUCCGCAGUUUUAAAUAAUAUUGCCAUCUCAAACUUAUCGUCUGGCAAUUUUGACUACGUAGGACCUGCUAUUGUUGCAGCCUUAUCCAUUGCCUCCAGCGAUGAAGAAAGAUCCGACGUUUGGUAUAAUAUUUCUCAUAUCGCGAUAACAGCAGGAGACAUGAUUCUUGCUCAACAAGCAUUACUUAUCUCCACAAGUCUUAAUUCUUCUAAUGGAGAAGCUUUUAACAACCUUGGUUUGAUCGAAUUAAAGAAAAAGAACGUUCAAAAGGCUCUUUCUGCUUUCCGAUCUGCUACAGAAGCAAAUCCAGAGAUGCAUGAACCAUGGUUCAACUGCGCUCUCCUUUACCAAAGAAUUGGACAGCUCCAAGAAGCUUAUCUCGCUGCUGAACAAGCUGUAAAACUUUAUCCAACAUUUACAGAAGGAAUUGACUUACUCAAAUCAAUUUCUGCUCAACUCAAGUGA
Molecule: messenger RNA, 1434 nt
Organism: Trichomonas vaginalis G3
Lineage: Eukaryota; Parabasalia; Trichomonadida; Trichomonadidae
Product: tetratricopeptide repeat protein 8 family
Exons: 1
Coding region: 1-1434 (477 amino acids)
Biological process (GO): non-motile cilium assembly
Cellular component (GO): non-motile cilium; ciliary basal body; BBSome
Molecular function (GO): protein binding
Source: RefSeq, a predicted model, not a curated record